Closterium sp. Naga37s-1 is the source of this 6408-nucleotide messenger RNA. The record is from the annotation of a GenBank genome assembly. NCBI's taxonomy places the organism in Eukaryota, Viridiplantae, Streptophyta, Zygnematophyceae, Desmidiales, Closteriaceae.
AUGCGACAAUUGCCUGAUAACGUAUCCAGCUAUUCCCGGAGCUACGAUGGAACGAUGCUCGCAUUCCUUGUGCGAGGCAAAGUCGUGUACACACUCGGCGGCCACGAAGCACUGGAUAAAGUCCGCGCUUAUAAGUUCCUUGAGCAGCUUGUUCCAUCCGUUCUCCCCUUUUACUCUCCUACUUCUCCACAUCGGGAUGGAUGGCUGCGGGAAGAAGAGAGGGGCAUGGAGCAGCUGGGUCUAGAGAGGGGCAUGGGGAUGGGCCUAGAGAGUGAGGAUAGCGCCGUGAAGGUGGAGGUAGCUGAUAGUAGCAGCGGUUGUGAGGAAGAUGAGGAGGAGGGUGAAGAGGAGGAGGAGGAUUUUGCACAGAAGGGUGCUGGGAAGGGGCUGACUGGAGGGACAAGGGACCGAAGCCGCAAUGGGACCGUUGUGGGUUCAAGUUCGGAUUUCAGGCGGGCAGGAGGAAAAGGGAGGUCUGUUAGUAGUGGGGGGUCUGGAGGGGCGGGGUCCGGUUUUGAUGAGGAUUUGUCAGGCGACGGAUUGCCGGGUAGGGUAGGUUCGUUCCCGAAUCUGUCCCCUCGUCUGGUCAAAGCAGCCAGAGCAGCUGGAGCAGCCGGAGCAGCAGGGGCGUCAGAGGCAGUAGGGGCAGCAGGGGCAGCAGCAGGAGGGAAAGACAAGGCUCUCGUCGUUGCUUAUGGACGCUGUAGGUCGUUGUCGUUUGGAGGGAGCAGCAACACGCGCCUGCAGGCUGAUGAUUGCAGUGGUGACGAGGAUGACUACACAGAGGAUAGUUUUGAUGAGGAGGACCAGGUGGACAAAAGACGUGGUGAUUAUAACAAGGUUUACCAUAGCAGAGGUUCUACUGGUGGUGGUGGUGGUGAUGGUUAUUCUGUUCUUGGUGGAAAAGGGAAUGAGGAGAAGAAGAAGGUGUUUGGAUCAGGAAGGAGAGGAAUCAGAGAGGGUAGCGACCCUGGGAGGAGACAAGAUUUUAACUCUGGACUUUCUGAAAGGCGUGUAGUAGGAGCUUCCUUGUCCCUGCCUCACGAUGAAACCCGCUUCUCGCACUCACAAGCUGCUGACGUACAGCACACAGUGCGUGUGGCAGCAUCCGUGAGUGGUAGUGCUGGGAACGGCACCAAAAUUGGUGGUAGAAGUGGCAGGGAAGUUGAUCAUAGGAGUGCCAUUACUGGGGCUCGUGCUGGGGCUAGUAGCAGCAGUGCGUUGGCUCGAGGGCACAUAGGGAAGUCGUUUUCUCAAGACUACACGAUGCAGGUUUUUCCGAGGGAGGAGCUGCCAGGUGGGCAGGGGCAGAGGGCGUCUGAUGGUGCAAAGGGUGGGAGUGGAGGUGGGUCGCACUCGCUCCGUGGUGGGGAAAGGGGUUCCGGUGAUUCGCCUUCCAGCCAAGCAUGGAACUCAGAGGUUGCGAGCAGAUUAGCAGCUGUGGGCGCUCGUGUGCUGGCAGGGAGUGGGGGAGGAGUAGGGGGGGGGGGAUUACAGGGAGGGGCAGCAGGGGGGGGAAGAGUAGGGGGAGGAGGGGUAAGGGGGGGAGGAGCAGCAGAAAGAGCGGGCUUAGUAGGGGCAGGGUUAGUAGGGGCAGAAUCAGGAUUCUCAAGGGGCGGUUCAGGGGAUGAUCUGUUUGACGACAUCUCGGAAGGCGACGAGGAUGAUUCUGACGCGUUUGAGUGGCGCCCAUCUCGUUGCCGCGCUCGCAUGCUGCGCGGCGUGGCCCGGUCCACGUCAGCAGUCACCUCUCCCACGUCAGCAAUGGGUUGGACAGGCUGGCGCGAUCUGAGUCAGCAGCAGCAGCAGCAGCAGCAGCAGCAUCAGCAGCAGCAGCAGCAGCAGCAGCAGCAGCAGGCAGCACAUGCUCACUCGCAUAAGCCUCGCCAGAAGCACUCCCGGGAGGAGAAGUCUAGGGAGAGGCCGCACUCAGCAGGGGCAGGCAGAGAGAGCUAUGGGGCGAGAGGAUCAGCAGAACCGUCUUGGUCAGUAAGCGCUGCAGGAACAGGAGGAGCAGCAGAAAGAGCAAGAACAGGAGGAUCAGCGAGCACAAGGCCUGGUUCAGCUUCGUCUGUUGACAGGGAGAAGGGGAAGGGUGGCAGGAGGAGAGAUGAUAAAAGCGGGGCUGCUGCUGCUGCUACAGUGGCUGGUAGAACCGCCGUGCCUGUGUCGGUGUCGCUGGGUGUGACGGGCACGUCUUUCUCUCCCGGGAAUGGUUUGUCUUCGCCUUUGGGUGGCGGCAGCACCUUGGGUGGGAUGUUUCCCCGUCACAGCAGUGUGGGUUCUGCUGGCAGGCGUGAUAGUGGUGACGGUGGCAGCAGGCACAGAGGCAGUGGUGAUGGUGGCAGGCAUGGUGGUGGCGAUGGUGGGAGCAGAGAGGCAAGAGGGGUCAGGCGUAGGGGCAGCGGAACAGGAGCAGGAGCAGGAGCAGGAGCAGGAACAGAAACAGGAGGGGGAGCAGGAGGAGUAGCAGGAGGAGCAAGAGCUGGAGGAGGAGGGGGAGGUGGGGAGGAAUGGGAAGAUGAAGGGGCUUGGGAAUGGGCAAGGGCUGGAUAUGAAAGGGGAGGAAGAGGAGGAGGAGGAAGAGACGUGGGUGAAGGUGAGAGGCUAGUUUCCCCUUCUCCUCCCUCAGCUAGAAGACCAAUUGCGAGGCGCACGAGAUCAGGGGUGUCACACAGUGCAGAAUUCAUUUCCCUCCGACACGUAAAGGGGCUGUUGCAUACAGGCAGCAGUGGGGGCGGCAGCAGAGACGAGCCUUGUUUGGAUCCCUCUAGCUUUGGUCAACGGAGCAGCAGCAAACAGGUCGCUGUAACACCUACUGGUAGUUCCCGAAGGGGGCAUAGGCAAGGCAGGAGGAGAGGAGGGAGCGUCUCGAUGUUGGAUUCAGAGGAAAAUGAAUCCGGACCUGCUCAGAUAGACUCUCGGCACUCCUCUCGACCAUUCUCCACCUCUCGAGCAGCAGCAGCAGCAGCAUCACCAGCAGCAGCAGCGUCACCAGCAGUUGCAGCUCUCUUCUCUUUAGCCCGUCGCCCCCACCCGCCCUUCAGCCCGCGAACCGCUCCCACCUCCCCCUCCUCCCUCUCCCUCCUAGUCUCCCCGCGCUAUUCCCGAGGCCGCAGCUUCGGGUUCGGCCGAACCUCCAGCACGCGCCAAUCAGAGCGCGAGGAGCAGGCACUAGCAGCCAAAAAGGCCCAGUUGGCCACGUUCAGCCGAUGCGUGAGCACGGGGGAUUGGGAGGGGGAGGCGAGGGGGAAGAGCAUCGGGAGGAGCGAGAGCGAGAGUGAGAGUGGGGAGGAGUUGCAAUGGGAAAAGGGCAGGAGCGGGGGCGGUAGCGGGGGCGGGGGAGGGAGGAGCGGGGGCAGGGGCACCAGCGGGGGCAGGGGCAGGCACGGAAACAGAGAAAAAAUGUAUCCUCGUGAGGCGAAACCACCUGGUGGUGGGGUCAAUCGAUCUGUAGACAGGUCUACCAGCGGCCGUGGCGAUGGCACGGCCGAUGGUUACACCGAUACCACCAGUGGUUACGCAGACGGCACAGGUGGUUACCACCUCGCACGCGAACCCUCCCUCUUCUCCCCAGUUGCAGAGGACGAGGGCCAGGAGCCCCUCUCCUCCUCCACACUCUCCUCCUCUGCGUCUUCCUCUGCAGCCUCCCUCUUCCUUCGCUCCAUGAGCUCUGGAAGGGCCGAAGACCUGCUAUUGCAGCAGUUUCACCGCCACCUCUCUCCUGAGGUUCGCCCCGGCACUGCUGGUGGCGCCUGGGGAAGCAGAAACCACGCAGGUGACGAUUCGGGUGGUGGAAAUCGGAGUUCCGGCGAUUGGGGUAGUGGUAAUGGUGGGAAUGGAGUCACAGGGAAGGGAAAAGACGGAGUGGAGGGACGAGUGGGAGGCGGGCGCAGAGGGGAGCUGGGGCGAGGAGGGGUUGGGGCGGUAGGGGGCGGAGAAGCAGCAGCAGGAUUGCGAGCGGCGUUUGUGACUGGGAGAGCGCGCAGCAGCAGCUUCAGUGGCGCUGCCGGUGGGUUUGCAGGCAGAGGAGGGGGCGGAUGGGGUGGGGAAGACGACGAGGGAAGCACACCCGGGGGAGGUGCAUCUGCGGGAGGUACACCUGCGGGGGAAACACCCAGGGGAGGUGGAUAUGGUAGCGGGACGAGCAGCGGUGCGGAAAGCACUGGGUCAGUGAUUGAAAGAGGCGGCGGUGGUGGUAAUAGUGGGAGAAGGAGAAGCGGGGGUUUGGGGAGCGGGGAUGGGGGGGAGGGCACUGGGGGGCCGAGGCUGACAGAGGCUCAGAAGCAGCGGUGGCAGGAGUAUCAGCAGCUGCUGCCUCCGCUCACGCUGCCGCCUGUGCUGGAACGCAGGCUGAAAAUGCAGGAGGCGGUUCUGAAGAGGCAGGAGGCGCUGCUGCUGGAAGAGCUGCAGCAGCAGAAGGCGCUGCAAGAGCAGAAGAGAGCUGAGGAGCAGCGGAAGCAGGUGGAGGAGGAAACUCAGCAGCAGCAGCAGCAGCAGCAGCAGCAGACGGAAAGACAGCAGGUUGCAGGAAAGCAGGAGGCGGAUUUGGUUUCACAGAAGCAAGUAGAGCCACAAAAGGGACAGCAGAAUCUGCCAGAGGAGGGACAGCAACAGCAACAGCAACAGCAGCAGCAGCCACAGCUACAGCUGCCGCUACAGCCUCAUCCGCCCCAGAAACCAAGGCUGGAGCCGCAGCCCCCCCAGCAGCCGAGGAAGGAUCGUGACCGUCCGUUUGUGCGUCAGAGGAUCUGCCACUCGGACGAGUUCAUCCGGCUGCCAGCUGGCAUGACUGCCCGUGGGGGCGGCAGCCUCGUCGGCUUGUCCACGCGGGCGCACUGCCUGGCAGCUGCUGCCACGUCUGCAGAGUCUCCUGCGGGCGGCAGACUGAGCUUAGGAGACGGAGGAGGAGGAGGAGAAGGAGGAGGGGAAGGCGACGGGGUAGGAGGAGGGGGGCGAGCGGGAGGAGGAGGAGGGGACGAUGGAGGAUGGGGCAGAGGAAGGGGAGGAGGGGGAAAUGGAGGAGGGGGGGGAGUGGGAGGAGGGGGAGGAAGGGGCAGGGGACGAGGUGGGGGAUGGUCAAGGGAGAUCCCUGUAUCCCUGUCCACAUCCGGCAUUCCCCCUUCAGUUCUCGACUCACAAUCAGACACAAUGAAUGACGCUAUGGCAGAUUCUAUGACCCCCACACAAUCCCCCGUCUGCACGCCACCGCCAUACGCGCGCUCGCUCGUGUACGGCCGCUCCCCCCGCACGGCCUUUGACCGCUACCGCAUUCGCAGCCUGGGGGCCAUCGCGCCAGGGGGGCUUGUGGCUGGCUCCAUUGUUGUGGGGGGAGCGGAGGGAGCGGGCAGCGCAGCAGCUUCUGGCGCAUCUGCUGCACUUGCUGGUGCUGCUGCUGGUAAUGAUGGGGAUGCUGAUACUGAUGCUGCUAAUGCUGCUGAAGCAGGGGAGGGGGCGGCAGUAGCAAGCUCUGUGGACGAGCAGGGAGGCGGGGCGAGCAGGCUGCGGGGAUCAGUGGGGUUCACAGCACCCUCAGGCCUCACCUGGGACGAGGAAAUCUCCCGGAAGCUGGCUCUGCGUGGGGUGCAGGUUCGGCCGACCAGCAGCAGCGUUUCAGCAGCAAGCCCCUCGUCUGCUGCUGCUCAUCAGCAGUCUAGGCCCGCAGCAGCACGAGGGGCAGCAGAAGGGGCGGCCGGAGCUCCAGGUGUAAUCUCAGGUGGAGACUCAGAUGACUGUACCGGUGGGGGUGCAGGGUGGUUGGAGGGGAAGGAACGAGGCAGCAGUCUUUUCUUCGCUGUUCCCGCUGCCCCGAAUUCCCAUACAGCUACAGCAGGUGUAGGGGCAGGUGGGGCAGCAGGGGCAGCAGGGAGAGGUGGGGACAGAAGCUCCUCUGAAGGUAAUAAUCGUGCUUCUCCAACUGCUGCCUCUCCAGGUGCAAGGCUCGUGCUUGAUUCAGCAGCAGGCUCCUCUAAAUCCCUCCCCAGGCACAUCUCACCACCAUCACCUCCACCAUCGCCACCACCAACUGGCGCAGCAGCAGUAUCAGGGUUAUCACCUGGGAGGUCCCUCCACCAUUCCCCAAGGUCACCUACCCCAGUUAUCACCUACCCCGAUUUCACCGAGCUUACUCUCGACCUAUCAGAGACAAUCCCCCUCACCCCCUCCCGCUCUGCCAAGGGGUUUUCCCUGCCCGCCUCCCCUGCUGCCGUCGCCUUUGCUGCUGCCGUGGCUGAGGUUGACGCGUCCGGAUUCGCUGUACCGGAGCAGAUGCUGCGGGCAGAGAAGGGCGGGAAUGAGCUGGGGUCAGAGAAGGGCGGAGCAGGAGGGCCGUUUGCGUCGUGGCGCUCCGGGAGUGGUGCUAGCAGCGGGAGCAUAAGCAGGGGCAAGGCAACUAAAAAGUGUGAGUAG